Molecule: messenger RNA, 1806 nt
Organism: Paramecium pentaurelia
Lineage: Eukaryota; Ciliophora; Oligohymenophorea; Peniculida; Parameciidae
Source: the annotation of a GenBank genome assembly
AUGGAGGAAGAAGACUGCACUAUCUUUAUUGAAGAACUCAAAAGUGAUGAUCCAAACCUGAAAAUCAAUGCAGUCACUAAAAUUGUAUCAAUAGCAUAAAUUCUUGGUCCUGCUAGAACAUGCUCUGAACUCAUUCCAUACUUAAUUGACAUUAUUGAAGAAUAAGAUAAUGAGGAUGAAUUUCUAAUUAAAUUAGCAUAAGAACUUGUAAAUUUAAAACCUCAUACAGGGGCUAGUCCCCAUCUUUUAAAUGUCCCUCUAGAAAUUCUAAGUUCAAUGGAAGAGCCAUUAGUAAGGGAAAAAGCUGUAGAAUCAUUGUUAUUGUUAGCAGAAGAUAUGCCUGAUAGUAAGAAUUAAAUAAAAUAAUAAAGGCUUUUUUGAAAAUCACUUUUUUUAGAUCAUUUAACAAUUAGGUUAAUGGGACAACUUUCCAUCCCGUAUUUCUGCAGCUAGUUUAUUUCCAUUAACUUAUAAACAUGUUUCAUUUGAAAAGAAAAAUAUUCUUUGGGAAUUAUAUAAAUAAUUAUGUGGAGAUGACACACCCAUGGUUAGGAGAGUCUGUGCAGGUGUAUUGUCAGAUUUAGCAAAAAUUAAAUGCUAAACAUAAUAAUUACUUACAAUUUGGGAAACUCUACUUAAAGACCCUGUUGAUAGUGUUAAAAUUAAAGCCAUAGAAGGUUCACAAUAAAUGCUUAAACUUAUUGAUGACAAUAAUGAAUUAGAUACACACCUUCAAACCUAUUUUGCAUUAGCAGAUCCCAGAGAAAAAAGUUGGCGUGUUAGAUACACCGUUCCAGAAUGUUUAGAAAGUAUUAUUGAUAUAGUAGUCAAAUUGAGUAAUCAUUAAAAACAUAAUAAUUAGAUAAGGAUAAAAGUAUUCUUAAAAGUAAAGCUGUCCCUGUCUUUCAAUAAUUACUCAAAGAUCAAGAACCUGAAGUUAGAUCUAUUACUGUGAUGACUAUUUAUCAUUUAUUGAAAGAGAUACCAUCUACAUUCAAAGACUAAUUUUUACCUUAUUUCUAAGCUCUUUCAACUGACACUUCCUAACAUGUAAGAAUGUCAUUAGCUGAAUAAAUUUGCAAAAUAUCAAAACAGUAUUCAGUCUAAGUUGUAAUACAAACUUUUAUUCCUUUAAUAUCUACUCUAAUUAAAGAUGAUGUUGUAGAAAUCAAAAUCAAAUUGGCAUAUAAUUUAGAUCAAUUAUCUCAAAUCAUAGGACCUGAAAAUUCUAUAAAACAUUUGAUACCUCUUGUUACUUCAUUUGCUACUGAAAAACAAUGGAGAUUUAGAUUAGAGAUGAUGUCUAUUAUACCAAAACUUUUAAAAGUUGCAGGAUAUGAUAGUUUUCUUGAAUUAUAGGAGAUAUAUCUUGAUAAAGGAGUUCUAAAUCAUUAUUAAGCAAUUAGAGACCAAGCAAUAGAGAAUUUGAUUCCAAUCUGUGAAAAUUUUGGUUAUGAAAAAAUUCGAGACUUUGUUUUAAAAUGCAUUUCAAAAUAAUUCGAAUAACCAAAUUAUAUAUUUAGAGUUUCUGCUAUGCACAGCAUUAUUAAAUUAAGAGAUAUACUUUCAAUUGAUGAUUUACUUAAUUUAUUUUAGGUACUUUUUAAAUUAAUUAUCAUUUUCUAGGAUAUCACCUCUAAAUCAAUUAAUGACAAAGUACCUAAUGUUAGAUUAAAUAUAUUUAAAUUAUUUACUGCUAUUCAAGAUAAAUUAGAUGACAUAACAUAAAAUGAAUUUAAAAAUAAAACAAGAUUCUUAUAACAAGAUGAAGAUAAAGAUGUACAAUUUUAUGCAUCAACAAUUUGA